Messenger RNA from Musca domestica (house fly), 3357 nucleotides. RefSeq names its product fas-binding factor 1 (gene twy). The transcript is spliced from 4 exons. The coding region runs from base 420 to 3329 and encodes 969 amino acids. Gene Ontology annotation, cellular component: ciliary basal body; centriole; ciliary transition fiber. The record is from RefSeq and is a predicted model, not a curated record. Gene Ontology annotation, biological process: establishment of epithelial cell polarity; cilium assembly. Lineage: Eukaryota; Metazoa; Arthropoda; Insecta; Diptera; Muscidae.
AAAAUCAAGUAAAAACGGAUUUGUUGACAAAAGAAACCACUUAAUAAUUGAAAUAUUAAACAUUUAAUAAAACAAAAUACAGUUGAAAUAUGAAAUAAUAUUACUAAAAUGGACAUACGCUUGCAGAUGAAGUGUAAAUGAAUAAAAAGAGUUACGUUGACUUUAAGGUUAAGAAAUGUUGCUACAUUUAUUAACAAAAAAAGGGAUAUUUAGUUCAUAUACAACGUUUUUGAUCAGCAAUUUAAUUUUACAAGACACAUAAAAGCGUAAAGGCACUUCCGAAGUCAUUAGGAUUUUAUGGGGAACGAAAGGACUGUCAUUGGACGAUUGAAGCAAACGUUUAUUUUUAUUGAAAUUUCCUAAUAUUUCCGAUUGUCCAUAAAGAGAAGGGAAGACCUUAGAAAUCCUCCACCACCAACAUGGAUCUUAGUGACAAUGGUUUGGAUGAUUUUGAUAAUUUCUUUGGAGCUAAGAAAACGAAACAGCCCACAUCCAAAAUUUCUGAUCCAAUGGAAGAUUUGUUUGGCAUAGAUGAUGGAAAAGAUUCCCGUGUGCCGGCGCCACGUAAGACCGUAACAAAAUCACUGGGUGUGAAAUCUCUACUUGCCGAUAAAAAAGAUGGCGACAAUGACGACGAUGAUGAUGACUUGGGAUUUGAUCCGAAAAAGCCAAAAGGAGGCCUUAAUAAAUCGCAAAACCUGUUUGAUGAUCUCCUCACCCCACUGGAGACCAAAAGACCACAGACAGCGGGUCCAUCAUCGAAACCACCAACCAUUUCAAGACAAUCCACCGAUACCACAACAGAUACUUCAAAUAUUUUGCAAACCCAAACAAGGCCGAAAACAUCGGCCGGUCGUAGAAGUUCAAAUUUACAAAACCCCGACCCUUUGGGUCUUUUUAGCAAGGACAGGGAGACGAAUGUGCCCAGUUCUUCGGGCCGAUCAACUCCAAAAGCAAAGAAAAAAGGCAAUACAGCGGAUUGGUUGGGCUUAAAUGUGGAAACGGAACCAGAGUCAACACAAAAAACUGCCAUUCGCCCAGAAACUCCAAAAUCGAAUAUUCCGCCAGCCAGUAGAACCCAAGAUACUGCAGAAAUUCUGCAAGUACCUGAUGUUCGAGAGGAACACUAUGAAGACCCGCCGGAAGAAACUUUAAACACCCAAAGGCAUUCAGCACCUGCUCCAAAGGACGAUGCAAAUAACCAAGAACCACAAGAUAUUAUGAUUCUCGACUCCACGGCUCAUAAUAUCCGCCUGAUGAAUACCAUGAAUCUGGAGGCCAAGCAAAGUUUCACUGCCCUUAAAUAUCAAGAACAACAACUGCUAAUGGCUGCCCAAAUGAAACAGCAAGAAAAAGUGCUCAUGGAAAUGCAACAGCGCCAGAAUACACUACUGCAUCAACAGGAAAAGCAAUUCCAGACAUUGUUGCAACAGCAAAUGCAACGUCACCAGCAAUUGGAGGAUCUCAUCAAGCAGCAACAGAAUCGAAUUAAUACCCAUUUGCAUUUGUUGAUGUCCCAGCCACCGGCUGUGGAGGCUUCAAUGGGAGAUUGGGAUGAAGGAAAUCCGAAUUCUCAGGAGAGUUAUAAGAGGGAACCCAAGGUGAAGGAGUCAGAGGAUGGAGAUCAUAGAGAAAGAGAGAAACAACAUGAAAUGGAUGUAAUCCAAUUGGAGGCGGAUAACAAACGUUUGGAAUUAGAAAAUUUGCGCCUGGAAGAAUUGGUGGCCAAUACCAAAAAUAAUUACGAAAGGGAAAUUGAAAUACUGGAGAAGACCUACAAAAAACAAAUCGAAGUCCUGGAAGAACAUCUCUCGAAUCUGGAGAAACGUUUAAAAUCUGAAAUUGAAGAGCUACAGAAACAUUUCCAAAAAAAGAUCGACACCUUGGAGGAGGAGAAAACUCAACUCAAAACCAACUACACCGAAGAAAUACAAAAUCUCAAACAGGAUCAUGAAGACGAAUUGCGAAAGUUGAAGAAGAACCAAGAAGAGGACUUGGAAAUGUUAAAAGAAGAACAUCGACGAAUGCUGGACAACAUUAGACAGGCAAAAAUGUUGGAAUUUGCAGCGGUUCAAGAAAACGUCUCCUAUUUGGAAUGUCUGCGGGUGGCAUCUUCGAAUCUCAGCGAUUUGACGGGCGGUCUCAGUGAACUCAAAGAAAAUAUGCAAAAUAAAAUUGAUCAGCUGCAUUUGGAGAGGGAAAAGAAACUGGAAUUGCGUGAACGCAAACUCGAAGAUGCCGAGAAAAGACUUAAAAUCCACGAAGAAUCCAAUGAGGCCGAGAAAAAUAGGCUAAUGGAGUUGGUCAGCACUUUGGAGUUACAAAUGACAAAAAUGUCCAAAGAAUCGGCCGAAGAAAAUUGGCAGUUACGGCAAAAAUUGGCCAGCUUGGAUGCGGAGAAGGCAGCAUUUGCCAAGGAGCGGGAAUUCUUUCGGGAGCAAAUGCUGCGAGAUGAAGAGCGCAUUAAAGAUUUGAAGGAAUUCCAACUGCUGGAGACCCAACGUUUGCAGAGUCAAAUUCAAGAGGAGCGUGCCCAGUUACAGGUGGAAAAAUCUAAAUUUGAUUUGGAAAAGCGGCUGCAUGCCAAUACCAAUACGCAAAAGGAACGCCAGGAAAUUGAAGCUGCCAUGCAGGUGACCCAGGAUGCCUCACGCAAAGCUGAUGUGGAACGUGAGCGUUACUACAAAAUGCAACGUCACUUGGAACAACAAAAACGUGAUUUGGCGGACAAGGAACAUGCUCUCAGCGUCAAGGAGGAAGAACUGCAACAGGAGCUAAUGUCCUUUCGCAUGGCUGAGCGUGUGGCCCAAGAGACCCAACAAAAGGCCAAAAUGGCCGAACAAUUCUAUCACAAUAAAAUACAAAUGUUGCAACAGCGAACCCAAGAAAUUGCCGAAAAAGAAUCGAAUCUGUCACAGGAACGUUUGCUCUUGGCUCAGGAUCGCAUUGCCUUGCAUGCUCUGAAGACGAAAUUGUCACAACAAACGAAAUGUUCACUCUGUCAAUUGUCGCAACAAAAUAAAGAUAUAACGGAGAAUUUAAAUCGGAACAUAUCUUUGGUCUAUGACAAACCCCUGGAAGAGUUCCAAUUGCCCAUGAAUCGCCAAAACCAUUCCGUAAAUAUGGAUUUUAUGGGCCAGAGUAAUGCUGUGGAACGUCUGCUGGAUGCAAAUAUUGCGGACUCGUUGCGUAAAAUGACAUCAUCUGGAAAUAUGGCCGGAUGGGAGAUGCUACUGCUCGAUGAUGAUCACAAGAAAAUGGUACAAUCUUCGAAUCAAGUGGGAAAUUCGAAUCGAAAUGAAGAUGAAUAUGGUGGGAAGAGAAAUUGAAAUAAAUGAGAGAUUUUUCAACAGAGGA